Trichomonas vaginalis G3 is the source of this 918-nucleotide messenger RNA. Its product is annotated as protein of unknown function, DUF4106 family. The transcript has a single exon. The record is from RefSeq and is a predicted model, not a curated record. Lineage: Eukaryota; Parabasalia; Trichomonadida; Trichomonadidae. The annotation marks the transcript as partial.
AUGCAAAAGGCAAUGAAAAGCGCAGAAUAUAUAAAAGCUAACAAUGACUGGUUAGAUGCCCAAGCCAACGCUAAAGCAGCCCAGCUUAUAGGGUCAAUAAGGACAAAAAUACAAGCGGAUGAAGACAGUUCAAAUGAAGCUUUAAUGAAUGCCGACUUUAAGAACGCCUUCGAAGCUCUUCAUAGUAAGGUGAAACUAGUGAACGACUUCUCAUCUGGAAAGAAACUGAAGUCUGAAGGUUUCGACAAAGAGUUAAAAGAAGUAGCACAAAAUAUGACGAAAAUAACAGAUGCAGCAACGAGACAGGCAGUUCAAAGUGCCUAUGACGCCGUUAGAGCAACUGUUGUGAAAAGUCAAGAAAAAGAGUUACAACAGACCAAAACAGACCUAGUAAAUGCUUUCUUAAGAACGAAAAGUCAGGUAGGACAUUACGCUGCAGAUGGAACAUAUGUGCCAGCUGGUGGAACUUAUAUACCACCAAACCCUCCAAGAGAAGCACCUGCACCAGGACUACCUAGAACAUUUACAUCGUCACAUGGACACAGACACAGGCAUGCACCAAAACCAACACAACAACCAACACAACAACCAACACAACAACCAGCACAACAACCAACACAACAACCAACACAACAACCAGCACAACAACCAGCACAACAACCAACACAACAACCAACAGUUCAAAACCCUGCACAGCAACAACCACAAACAGAGCAAGGACAUAAAAGAAGUAGAGAACAAGGAAACCAAGAAUUCUUAAAAAUGCUAAAGGAAAAAUAUGGUUACCCAGAUACUAUUGACUUUAGUGACAGAUAUAAAGAAGCUAUUAGAAAGUUCAAGGAAGAAAAUACUGACCCGAACCUAUUUAGCUUUAUGGCUCAGCAUAAAAUCGGAUAUAAUUUCAAACCUGGAAAAUAC